AUGACUGCUAUUGCAUCAGAUAUGGAAAAAAAAUGUAUUCAAUGUAUACCAGCUUUGGUUGCUACUAAUAAGAUGAUGAGUACUUUAUAUUCUACCUGUAAUGAUGUCGAUCACGCAGUCGAAUCGAUUUGUGAAACUAUUGCCAAUUUGGAAAAGGAAGUUCAGCUGGAUGCAGCAAAACUGAAAAAGCUGGAAUCUCUAAAGAUUUGGAGAUCGAAAUUGCACUCACUAGAAGAAAUUGAGUCCUUGAUUUCUCAAUUUCAAUACUUGUCAGUGGAGGAGAAUGUUUUAGUCAUCGCACGGCUUGUAAUUGAAGUAGAAGAAAAAUUGAAGAAUAUACUAAAAGAUAAGGAAAUUGUUCAUCAAUCAUCUAUAGACCGCAUUUGUUCAGCAUUUAAGAAAGAAAUUAUUUCGUUACGUCAAGCUACAAUUUCUGAACUAAAUUUUUAUUGGGAUGAUUUGUUUUCAAUAACAGAACUGAACUCCGCAGUUACUUUGAAAAUUAAAAAAUGUGGAAGUGAGGGUUUAAAUGAAAAGCUUUCCGCAAUGGAUAUUUUAAAUCUGCUCGACAAAAAAAUCAGUCAUCUUUCAUCUGCUCUGAUCGUUCAUUUCUGUAGCAGAAUAUUCGCUUGUAAAAAUCCCACAGAUAUUGUCAUCUAUCAAUUUUCUCACGAAUAUAAUGAAUAUUUCGUUCGAAAAGAAGAAGUAAUGUAUCUGAAAGAAAAUACUGAUCCAGUAAAAAACCCCCGUUCAGACCCUGGAAAAGUUUUGCGGGUAUUGUCAAAGUUUUUCAAAAACCUUGAGAAAAAUCUGAGCACAAUGAAUGCAAACGGAAAAAACCUCAUUCAGUUGAUCGGGGGUAAAAUAUCAAAUGAAAUUGUUAAACUAAUAAAUCAGGAGUAUAUUACUCCAGUAAUUCAAGAUGAAAAUAUGGAUGUUUCUGCAUUCGAUUAUGUUUUUGAAUUGGCAAAUAAAUUUAGCAAAGAAAUGGAGGAGCUUGGAUUGUUCUCAGAUUCUACAGAAUCAUUUCAAAACCUUGCUGAACCAAGCCACAGUUUGUUAAUUGAUCGACGAUGUAAUAAAAUUAUUGGAAAAGCACGAGAUUUAAUUGCUGCACCAAUAAGAGAAAUUAUCACUGUCGAGUAUGAUAAAGAUAUUUGUGAAAAAUUUUCUAAACUUGACGUACGUGAGAAGAAUGAUUCUAAUACGAACCAAAAUUACGAUAUAGAACUUUUCCAUUUUAUGCCGACUCAAGUUAGUAAAACAGCUGUAGAAAUAGCAGAUUUGGUGUCACUAACCGUAAAUAGCGUCAUAAAAACCAAAUCUUCUGACGCCACUAAAAUUUUGGAGACGUCUCGCAGAAUUGUAGAAUUAUUCAUAUUUACCGCUUACAAAUCACACAGUUCCGAAAUAUCGUUUAUACCUAUUUUGGCAGCAAUCUUUAGUAACAACUGUCACUAUAUCUGUCAUAGACUAAUGACUAUAACUGUCCAAAUGCUUCCUGAAAUGAGGGAUUUCUUACAGGCCAAUAAUUUAUCCGUUUCGUUCGGUGAUUUGAUUCCACUGCUACGUCAAGAGGCUACGAAAGCAGUGAACAAGCAAUUGGAGCAAUGCCAUCAGCUGUUUUCUUCAUUUUUAGAUGAUAACAAAAUAUUUAUUGAUCUGGAAUAUGUAUCUCAGUAUGAAAAAUGCACAAAGAGCCUGAAUAGUUGUUUAUUGCAGCUGGAGCAAAUAUCCGAAACUUGGAAAUCGGUUUUUAAUAAAAAUAACUGGAUUUACUGUAUGACUGAUAUCGUUUCUUUCUUCCUUAAUGCUUUGUUGAAAAUGCUGAUGUCUAUAGAAGAUUUUCGUGCUACUGAUGUCGAUUUAUGCUCCAUUAUACUGGCUAAUGCGAUGAAAAGAUUAGAGAUGUUGUUUGUCAGUGUUGACAAGGAACAUUCUUCUAUAGAUGAAUAUAUCGAAAAGCCAUAUUUCUGCAUGAAAGAACUGUUAUUUUGUUUCAGCGCUACAUUGCAAGAAAUAUCUGAUCGCUGGGAUAAUAAAGAAGGUCCUCUGGCGAAAUGGUUUGAAGCAGCUGAAGUACAACAUUUGAUUAUAGCCUUAUUUCAAGAUACUGAGAAAAGAAGGGCAGUGCUGGCUACGUAUCCAUCAUGUUUAGGUGAUACAGGUUUUCAACUUUUACUUUCGACAAUGGUUUUGCAUCGUACAGGUCAUCAUCUUUCGUUUGUUAUGAAGUCGUUCAUGGAAAACUGGAGAUAUCUGUCAACAUUACAGCCGCAAUCAGUCUCUUCAUAUGGAAUAAAGCCGUUGGAAAAAAUUCGGAACAUAGGUAUAUCGGCUCAUAUUGAUUCAGGGAAAACAACAGUUACAGAGAGGAUUUUAUAUUAUGCAGGCCGUAUUAGAGAAAUGCAUGAAGUGAAAGGAAAAGAUGAUGUGGGUGCAACAAUGGAUUUUAUGGAAUUAGAAAAAGAACGAGGCAUCACAAUACAGUCAGCUGCCACUUAUAUUGAUUGGGAUGAUGUGAAUAUCAAUAUCAUUGAUACUCCGGGACACGUUGAUUUUACGGUGGAAGUUGAACGAGCUCUGCGUGUUUUGGAUGGUGCUGUAUUAAUACUUUGUGGUGUAGGAGGUGUGCAGAGCCAAACGUUCACUGUAAAUAGACAGUUACAGCGCUACAAUAUACCUUUCAUUACAUUUAUCAACAAGUUGGAUCGAACCUGUGCAAAUCCUUUUAAAGCAUUACUUGAUAUGCGAACGAAAUUAAAGCAUAAUGCAGCUUUACUGCAGAUUCCUAUUGGCAAGGAACGCGAUUUCAGGGGUUUAGUAAAUCUAAUUGAAGAACAAGCAGAGUAUAAUGAAGGUCCUGAUGGAAGCAUAUUAAGAAAGGACGAAAUUCCUCAUGAACUGCGAUCACAAGCAAAAGAAAUGCGUCAAGAAUUGAUAGAAAACCUUGCAAAUGCUGAUGACACGAUUGCGGAAAAAUGGUUGAAUAAUCUAGUACCUACUUCAAGUGAGAUUCACGAAGCGAUUCGUCGAACAACGAUCAAAAGAUCUUUUACGCCGCUAUUUAUUGGUAGUGCCUUGAAAAAUAAAGGUGUGCAGGCAAUGAUAAGUGGUAUCGUUCGAUAUUUGCCUAAUCCGUCUGAAGUGCAAAACCAGGCUUUAAUAGCAAAUAAGAUUACAGGCAAAGAAGAAAAAAUUAUAUUGAAUACUGAACGCAGUAAUAAUCAUCCAUUUGUUGGUCUUGCAUUCAAACUAGAGGCAGGAAAAUUUGGACAGCUUACGUACUUUCGUAUAUAUCAAGGACAGUUAUCUCGUGGUGAUUCAAUUUAUGCAUCAAAAGAUGGUAGGAAAGUGCGUGUGCAAAAAUUAGUUCGUUUACAUGCGAAUUCAUUGCAGGAAAUAGAAACGGCAUUUGCUGGUGACAUUUGUGCUACCUAUGGGUUGGAUUGUUUCUCUGGGGAAACAUUUUGUGGCCAAAAAGAUCUAGAUAUAUUCUGUGAAUCGAUGCAUAUUCCGGAACCUGUUAUAAGUAUGUCUAUUCGAUGCAUAAACAAUAAAGAUGGUGAAAAAUUCAUGAGAGCAUUGAAUCGUUUUACUAAGGAAGAUCCAACAUUUCGUAAAGAAUAUAAUACAGAAGCAAGAGAAACCGUAGUUUCAGGAAUGGGCGAACUACACCUUGAAAUUUAUGCCCAGCGUAUGAAAAAUGAAUUCAAUUGUCCUGUUGUAUUGGGCGCACCAGCUGUAGCAUACCGUGAAACCCUUGCGAAACCGUACAACUUUUAUUAUCGACAUAAAAAACAAACUGGAGGUCAAGGACAAUUUGGAGAAAUUGAAGGAGUACUAGAACCCUUACCGCCAAUGCGCAACACAGAGAAUGAUUUUGUUGAUGAGACCAUUGGAGGCACUAUACCAAAAAAUCUUAUAAUCUCAUUGAAAAAAGGGUUCAAUGCGAUACUAGAUCAAGGACCUUUAAUUCAUAGCAAAAUCGUUGGGAUAAAUUUACGACUUCAAAGUGGUAAAACGCAUGAAGUGGAUUCAACUGAUAUUGCUAUGAUAAACACUGCACAAAAUAUGAUGAGAGAAGCUUUUUUAAAAGCUGAAUGGAAAUUAUUGGAACCUAUAAUGAGAGUGGAUGUAACUGUUCCGGAGGAAUUUCAGAAUUCUAUAUCGAAUGCAUUGUCAAUGGGAUCAGUCCUGAUAGACUCUUCUCUGUCUGAUGGCUAUUUAACAGUUACAUGUGAAGCUCCUUUGAGGGCAAUGUUUGGUUAUUCGACAAAGUUGCGAACAAUGACGAAAGGCAAAGGAGAAUUUGUAAUGGAAUUUGUGAGAUACGCACCAGUUGCACCUGAUAUGCAACAACUAAUAGUUAAAGAAUGGAAAAACGAGCAGGAAGCAAAAGAAAGCAAUAAGAAAAAGAAUUAA
Messenger RNA from Thelazia callipaeda (thelaziosis nematode), 4425 nucleotides. The record is from the annotation of a GenBank genome assembly. Lineage: Eukaryota; Metazoa; Nematoda; Chromadorea; Rhabditida; Thelaziidae.